Messenger RNA from Pollicipes pollicipes, 1889 nucleotides. RefSeq lists its product as uncharacterized. Bases 161 to 1087 code for a protein of 308 amino acids. The transcript is spliced from 8 exons. Gene Ontology annotation, cellular component: cytosol. The record is from RefSeq and is a predicted model, not a curated record. NCBI's taxonomy places the organism in Eukaryota, Metazoa, Arthropoda, Thecostraca, Pollicipedomorpha, Pollicipedidae.
UCGUUUUGACUGCACAGGAAAGUGCGCAAGCAAGGGGAUUUUGUAACGUUUUUCCAUUCGCGAGGAAAGGAGAUUUUGCUUUAAGUCAUCAAGAUCACGUGAAAGUGCUUCAAUUCAUUGUGUAACAUUGUAAUCAACAUUUACUUCUUGGUGUAGCAAAAUGUCCAUCAUGCACAGUAUUCAACAGGUCAUAUUGCUGUUUUGGAUCAUGACAGCAUCAAUAUGCUUAUCAAAAAAGGACCGAGAUUGUGAUGUACCAGACUCCUACGUUGAUGAGGACAAACUGCACACGAGCGAGAAGUGUAUCCAGGAGCUGAAUGACUUGGCUGAUGCAAUUACACAAACCACCCGCUGCAUGGCGAUGGCCGCCCGGCCGCUCUCCUCCUGCCUGAGCUGCUAUCAGACUCGACGGGCCGUCGACCUGGCCUACACUCGCAUGAUGGGGCCGGGUCCUGGCCAGUCCUGGUGCGCGCACGAGCUGCUGGACCGCGACACCACCCACGUGCUGCUCCAGGCGUACGCCUACUACGCGGACCUGCUGGCGCUGGUGCGCUGCGACCUGUGCGCGCCGCGCGGGCCCGACGGCAGCUACGCCCUGCUGCCGGCUGUGCUGCCGUUCGUGGAGGCGGACAACCGGACGAGGCGGUGUCUGACGGCGGCCAACGGCAGCGCCAGCGCGUGCGGCUCUUGCAGCGCGCUGUACGAGCGCCAGAAUGUGGCGGCCCAGGCGGUGAUCGUCGACCCCGACAACUGGCACACCUGCCGUGACGUCAUGGAUCUGGCGAACGGCACGCUGACCCUGUGGGAGGCGCUCGGCUGCGGCGCGCGUCCGCUCAGCUGGGCUUCCCUGCUCGGCUCGCUGGGCUUCGGCGGCGCCAUGCUCGCCCUCGUCGUCCUGUUCUACGCGGGCGUCUACUGGCGCAUGCCGCGGGCGGCCGGGCUCGCGCCGGAGCCCGCCGCCGGCCGCGGCGCGCGCCACCUCUACAGCUUCUCGGGCCUGGACCGUCGUCCGUCCACGGGCGCCACCGCCGCCGCCGCUACGGCCACCGCCACCGCCACCGCCACCGCCGGCGCCGGCGCCCGGUGACCGCUGCCGCACGCGCGGCGACCCCAAACUCUCGCGGGGAACCCACACGAUGUGUGAAGCAUUUGUACUCUUGAGUGAAACUCGGCCCCUUUGCCUGUACUCUCGUCUGCAAAUGAUUGUACUCCUGACUGGGAUAUUGGCUGUGACGGCUGUAGCGCCCGGUGCCUUUUGGUGAACGUUCCAUUCGCGUACUUUUAGGACAUGAGACCCACCAUGCAGUUGACGUGUGUGAUAUGUUAUGGGCUUUAUACCGUGCGUGCUGUAACCGUGGACCCGCGCGUGUCCAUCCACAUAUAUGGCAGCAUCCACUCCAUCGCGUUACACAUAUAUACAAUCGUGAUAAACCCCUCAGGGUGGCGCUGGUCGCCGCCUCAGUUAGCGCGCCCAUGGCCCGGGCCAUGUGCUCCGCUCGGGCGUGUCUGUGACAGGUCUGUAAGUCACUAUCCGUCCCAGUGUUGGCCCGGUCUCAAACCUGGCGACCAGUCGGGCCAGGCCGUCCGCUGAUAGUGACGCCGCCCAGGCCCUGCCUUCCGCCGACCUGGGAGCACACGGCCGCGGUGGCCCCGCCAGACCGAGCGGUCGCGGCCGGUGCAGCCCGGCCCCGGCGCGCCGCUCAGCUGGUCCGGCCGCUGGCUGGUGGUGGACCUCCGCGCCGCUGCACUGGACGGCUGGCCCCGAUCUUGCGCGCCCUCGCGGCUGGACCUGCCUCGGGCUUCCGCAGACAGGACUGUUCGCACACGGCCGCGGUUUUGUAAACACUUGUCGUGCCUGGCGGGAGAAUACACGUAGCCAGUGAUGAUAA